CCUCAGACCCGGAACAACAGGUCAGGGUGAUCAGCUUUCGGCCAAAGCCCCAAUGUUGGGAUCACGGGUGCAAUGGGCGUGAAUUCUCAACCUUCAGUAACCUUCUCCGCCAUCAACGAGAGAAAUCCGGCGUCGUUGCCAAGGCAGAAUGUCCCAGCUGUGGGGCUGUUUUUACCCGCACUACCGCCAGAAAUAUCCAUGUGGCUCAGGGGAAAUGCAAGGGCAUUGGGAGAGAUUCGUCAAACUAAAAAUUUAAUUUAAAAGCGAUGGGAAGAAGCCGGGGAACCAAAUCCGCAGGCUUCGUAUUUGUUUCUGUGCAACGGCUUGUUUAUGGAGUUCAAGGGCAGAAUGGGCACCGGACUAUAUAUAUUGAUACCCCCUUACUACUGGAGAGGCAGAUUGCUUCUCCCAGACGCCGUUCUCUUCUCGUGUACAGGAUUCGGCUCAUCCACGACAUCAGAGGAAGAACGCCUACAUCUACACAUUGGUACCAUUCAAAUAUAUAUAUAUAUAUCUCUAUAUAUCUAUAUAUAUACACUUAUCUAUGGAAAAUCUACGUAGAUUUAUGGAUUUCACCACUUCUGCCUUUUUAGUGCUGUCUAGAAUGUAUGGGUUGGAAUAAAACGUACCAAGAAGGU
This is a messenger RNA of Aspergillus ochraceoroseus IBT 24754, 638 nucleotides long. RefSeq lists its product as uncharacterized. NCBI's taxonomy places the organism in Eukaryota, Fungi, Ascomycota, Eurotiomycetes, Eurotiales, Aspergillaceae. Bases 267 to 593 code for a protein of 108 amino acids. The record is from RefSeq and is a predicted model, not a curated record. The transcript has a single exon.